UCACCUUGACUUAGAAAAGAGUUCGCAGAAUUAAAAGUAAACUGAAAAUUAUCAUUGCUCUUGUUGCUGCCAUAACCAUUCCAUCCUCGUUGUAACCAUGCUGAUAAUGCAUAGAUUGUCCAGUGUUCAGCUUCUUUAUAUCCUUAUUAUUGUGCUACUCUUGUACGUGAAACAAGGUCCUAGAUUCAUUUCAGCAGCGGAAAGGGCAAAACUCAGGUGCAUAGAAAGGGAAAGACAAGCACUCCUCAGUUUUAAACAAGAACUUGCGUAUCCCUCUGGUCUUCUUUCUUCUUGGGGAAGUGAUGACGAAGAGAAGAGUGAUUGCUGUAAAUGGGUAGGAGUUGGUUGCAACAACAGAACUGGUCGCAUCACCAUGCUUGAUCUUCAUGGUUUGGCUGUGGGAGGUAACAUUACCGAUUCAUUACUUGAGUUGCAGCAUUUGAAUUAUUUAGACAUUAGUGAUAAUAGUUUCUAUGGGAAUCCUUUCCCAAGUUUCGUUGGCUCCCUCAGGAAAUUAAGAUACCUGAGUCUCUCCAACAAUGGUUUAAUCGGAAGGCUGUCAUAUCAGCUUGGGAACCUCUCUAGCCUGCAAUCUCUUGAUCUCAGCUAUAAUUUUCAUGUUAGUUUUGAAAGCCUUGAUUGGCUUUCUCGUCUUUCUUUUUUAGAGCAUCUUCACCUGACUGGAAAUCACCUUACCCAAGCCAGUGAUUGGAUGCAAGUCGUUAACAAGCUCCCUCGCCUAAAAGACUUGCAGUUAAGUGACUGUAGCCUUUUAAGCAUCGUUCCUCCAGCUCUUUCUUUCGUCAAUUCUUCAAGAUCUCUUUCUAUCCUUGAUCUUUCAUUCAACCAGCUUUCUUCAUCAAUAGUCCCCUGGUUGUCCAACUCCAGUGAUAGCCUUGUUGAUCUUGACCUAUCUGCCAACCAGUUACAAGGUUUUAUUCCAGAUGCUUUCGGGAAAAUGACUUCUCUCACGAAUCUUCAUCUUGCCGAUAAUCAACUUGAAGGAGGAAUUCCAAGAUCCUUUGGAGGAAUGUGUAGCUUACGUGAGCUAGAUUUGUCCUCCAACAACCUCAGUGGACCCCUUCCCAGGUCUAUUCGAAAUAUGCAUGGAUGCGUAGAGAACUCGCUGAAGAGUUUGCAAUUACGUGAUAACCAACUUCAUGGUUCUUUGCCUGAUUUUACAAGAUUCUCUUCCGUUACUGAAUUGGACCUCUCUCAUAACAAAUUGAAUGGAUCUUUACCAAAAAGAUUUAGACAACGUUCUGAACUUGUUUCCUUGAACUUGAGUGACAACCAACUCACUGGAUCACUGCCAGAUGUUGCGAUGCUUUCAUCAUUGAGAGAGUUCCAUAUAUAUAACAAUCGAUUAGAUGGGAAUGUUUCUGAAAGUAGUGGAAGCUUAUCUCAGCUCGAGAAAUUGAAUGUUGGGAGGAAUUCUCUGCAAGGUGUGAUGUCUGAAGCUCAUUUCUCAAAUCUAUCCAAAUUACAGGAUUUGGAUUUAUCUCAUAACUCUCUGGUUUUGAAAUUUACGUACGACUGGGCUCCCCCUUUUCUAUUGAAUUACCUUUAUCUUUCAUCUUGCAAUUUGGGCCCUCAUUUCCCUCAAUGGCUUCGAAAUCAAAAUAAUUUAUGGGUGCUAGAUAUCUCUGGUACUGGAAUUUCUGAUACAAUCCCCAAUUGGUUUUGGGAUCUGUCUAAUUCCGACUUGACCCUCUUAAACUUUUCCCACAACAACAUGCGAGGUAUGUUGCCUGAUUUGUCAUCAAAAUAUGCUGAAAUUGUUGGGGUAGAUUUGAGUUCCAACCAGUUUGAGGGCCCGUUACCACCUUUUCCUUUACAAACAAUUGCCUUAGAUCUCUCUAACAAUAUGUUUUCAGGUUCAAAUUCUGCUAUAUGUAAGAUUGCAGGUCCUCAAUUGAUCUCUCUUGACCUCUCAAAGAACCUAUUGUCAGGAAAUCUUCCUAAUUGCUUAAUCCCUUUCGAUGGAUUAGAAUUUCUGGACUUGGCCGACAACAAUUUUUCUGGUAGAAUUCCUAGGUCCUUGGGAUCACUAUUGGUGCUUCGAACAUUGAAUUUACGUAAUAAUAGCUUCUCUGGACGACUACCUUUGUCUUUAAAAAAAUGCACUGAUUUGAUGUUUUUAGACCUAACUAUAAAUAAAUUGCAUGGAAAAAUACCAGCUUGGAUGGGAGAAAGCCUUUUGUCUCUGAAAUUCCUCUUCCUACAAUCUAAUGAGUUCUAUGGAAGCAUACCAUCUCAUUUUUGUCGGCUAAGACAUAUUAAGAUAUUGAACCUCUCUCUGAACAACAUCUCUGGAAUCAUUCCAAAAUGCCUCAACAAUUAUACUGCUAUGAUUCAGAAAGGGGAGUUAACUGAUAUUACUUCUGGUAAACUUGGUUUGGGACAACCAGGCCAACAUGUUAACAAAGCAUGGGUUGAGUGGAAAGGAAGACAGUAUGAAUACGUACGGAGUCUGGGACUUUUCAGGAUUAUUGAUUUUGCAGGAAACAAACUAACCGGAGAAAUUCCUGAAGAGAUAACAAGUCUCUUAGAAUUGGUUGCACUGAACUUGUCAGGAAACAAUUUGACCGGAGGUAUCCCUCUCAAGAUUGGGCAGCUGAAACAGCUAGAAUCUCUUGAUUUGUCAGGAAAUCAGUUGUCAGGAGUGACUCCAUCCAGCACAGCUUCUCUAAGUUUUUUGAGUUGCUUGAAUCUCUCCUACAAUAACCUGUCCGGGAAAAUUCCAUCAGGCACCCAGCUGCAAAGUUUUAAUGCUUCAGCAUUUUCCGGUAAUCUUGCCUUGUGCGGGCUGCCGGUCACACAUAAAUGUCCUGGAGAUGAGGCGACUCCAAGACCACUGGCUAAUACUGACAACCAAGGCAAUGAAACAGUUGUUGAUGAAUUCAGGAGAUGGUUUUAUACUGCUUUGGGAAUCGGUUUCGGUGUGUUCUUUUGGGGAGUUUCAGGUGCUUUACUGCUAAAGCGUUCUAGAAGAGAUAUGCCUAUUUCCGGUUCUUGGACGAAGCAUGGGACAGGAUCUACGUGAAAAUAGCUGUGCAGAAGGCAAGACUGCAGCAGAUAUAUCAUAGGCUCCUGUCUUAGAGGGAUGGCAACAUGCUCUACUUAAGAUAUGGUGUUUGGUGUGCCAUUGAAAUUUGAAUUAACCGUGUGCCAUUGUGUCUUGUUUCUUGGGAGUUUGUGUUGUUAGUGUUUCUGUAUUGCAGAAACUUCAUUGUUGUCUGCUACUUCAAGAUUAAAAUAAGGUUCCAGGGACUCUCUUGGCUAACUAUUUGUAGAACUGCUGGUUUUUUUGUGUUGAAAU
Populus euphratica (Euphrates poplar) is the source of this 3322-nucleotide messenger RNA. RefSeq names its product LRR receptor-like serine/threonine-protein kinase FLS2. Gene Ontology annotation, molecular function: protein binding. The record is from RefSeq and is a predicted model, not a curated record. NCBI's taxonomy places the organism in Eukaryota, Viridiplantae, Streptophyta, Magnoliopsida, Malpighiales, Salicaceae. Bases 98 to 3046 code for a protein of 982 amino acids. The transcript has a single exon.